CUAGUUAGUAGUUUCCUUUACAUAAUCAAUUUCUUUUAAUAUAAUAGUAUUCCUUACCUUCCUAUCUCUUUACCACAACUUUAAACACAUUUUUCAUUCUCUUUUACAUUCACAUUCUCUCAAGCUUUGAUAUAUUCAAAGGAGUUCUUCUCUGCAUUGACAGUUUCUUAAUUUAGAAAGGAUUGAAUUAAUUAUUGGGUUAACAUAAAAAAUGGCAAUUAGAUCAGAGAUUUAUGAUAAUAAUGAUCUUCAUCUUGAAGCUACUGAGCUUAGAUUAGGAUUACCUGGGUGUAAAGAUGAUGGGAAUCAAUCAGUUUCUAAUAAGAGAUUAGCAUCUAAUCAAAUACAUGAUCAGGAUUCUUCAUCAUCUAAUUAUUCAAGUGUUUCUGAUGCUAGGAAUCAAGAUUACCCUCCUCCUUCCAAGGCACAAAUUGUAGGAUGGCCACCAAUCAGAAACUACAGGAAAAACAACAUACAACCCAAGAAAACAGAAGCUGAUACAUGUGGGAUGUACGUAAAAGUAAGCAUGGAUGGUGCACCCUACUUGAGGAAAAUUGACUUAAGCAUGUAUAAUAGUUAUACAGAGCUAUUAAAAGCAUUGGAAACAAUGUUUAGAGUAUGUAUCGGAAAAUAUUCAGAGAGGGAUGGAUAUAACGGAUCUGAAUUCGCCCCGACUUAUGAAGACAAAGACGGCGAUUGGAUGUUAGUCGGAGAUGUACCAUGGGUGAUGUUCAUCACAUCUUGUAAAAGGCUUCGGAUCAUGAAGUCUUCCGAAGCAAAAGGACAUGGGUGUUUCUAAGACUUAUAUGGUCAUGGUUAUCAAUUCAGUAUUCAGCACAAAGUUAGGGUUCGGGAAAAGAUAGCGGACAGACUAUACCCGUGCCCCCUCGAGGGAGAGGACAGGAGAAAUGCAGGUUAUCAAUAAAACCCACAAGUCCUUUAGAAAAUUAUGUCAAAAAGUGUGUAACUCAACAUAGGACAACACUUUUAUCAACUUUUAUAUGAGAAACAAACCCUUAUCGGGUUUGUUUGUUUACUUUUUGAUAGUGUAUAUAACAUAUUUUGGGCUAUAAGGCGAGAAUUAUAAGUUAAAGGUUGUAGCCGCAGAAUAUGUUAUAUAUAUACUAUGUCUCUUUUGUGUGUCUAAAAAGAGUUUAGGAACACACAGAUAGUUCUCAAUUUUUGUUCAUUUUUAGUUUUCUAAUUUGGUUCAUGUCACUUUGUAUUGCGAUGGUUUUGAUUUUUUAUUUUGGGGUUUUUUGCAAAUUUUAGUAAAAUCAAAACUUGUACUGUUUGCUUUGGAUAUACUAUGUAAUUCAAUUGUACAAAUGCAAAAAUUAGAUAAUAAAAAUGAUAGAAAAAGCAAAAUCAAAUUAACAUA
Amaranthus tricolor (Joseph's coat) is the source of this 1381-nucleotide messenger RNA. Its product is annotated as auxin-induced protein 22D-like. NCBI's taxonomy places the organism in Eukaryota, Viridiplantae, Streptophyta, Magnoliopsida, Caryophyllales, Amaranthaceae. Gene Ontology annotation, cellular component: nucleus. The record is from RefSeq and is a predicted model, not a curated record. The transcript is spliced from 2 exons. Gene Ontology annotation, molecular function: protein binding. The coding region runs from base 212 to 799 and encodes 195 amino acids. Gene Ontology annotation, biological process: regulation of DNA-templated transcription.